AACAGGUCUGUAAUCCUCUCAUAUUGUUUCAAAGUGUGAGGAUUCUGGAAUUACAUCCCCUCUUACGAUACCCACUCAGUGGAACCCUGCAGUCUGUGUGCUGAACACAAGCCACGUUGCAGGAAAUCUUAAUCAACUUUCCACCAAACAAAACACUUGAGCUCUGUCAGUGGUCUCAUCUGGUUCUCAAUGAGGUUUUGUGUUUUUGUUAAUAGCCAUAUACUCAUGAGAAACCAAGACAAUGGUGAAUCUAAGGAUAACGUGGCACAUUGCAGACUAUGGCCGGUAGGCCUAUAAAAAUGGACCAAGGUACCACCAUCAUCAGACCAGCUUGCAAGACAUCACAGGAGACAGCAACUGAACCACUGAAGAAACACUCAGGAUCAAGAAUGAAGCUUUCCGUUGGUACCGUCCUCAUCACUGUUGCACUUUUGUCCGAGUGCUACUUCAGAACCGCUGCCACCCCCAUGACCAAAGCUGAAGACAUGGAGCCAGAUCUCCAAAGCUUGAGCGAGAGCUUGGAGGAGAACUCUCUGAGAUCUGGACCAGGCAACUCCAGGAUCAUCGUGGUGACCGACUCCAAUCUGCUGAGGACCCUAACAUCUCUGAACAGAGGACUCCCUCAUCUCAGUCUCCCCGAGAGCCUUCUCAGCACAGAGCGCAGAGAUGUCGGAACAGACCUGAGCCCGAGCAUCGCCAUCAUCAAAAGGGACACCAUGAGGUGCAUGGUGGGAAGAGUGUAUCGGCCAUGCUGGGAGGUGUAGGUCUUCUGG
Onychostoma macrolepis is the source of this 773-nucleotide messenger RNA. It is a transcript of the gene pmchl, whose product is annotated as pro-melanin-concentrating hormone, like. The transcript has a single exon. The coding region runs from base 279 to 764 and encodes 161 amino acids. Gene Ontology annotation, molecular function: melanin-concentrating hormone activity; type 1 melanin-concentrating hormone receptor binding. NCBI's taxonomy places the organism in Eukaryota, Metazoa, Chordata, Actinopteri, Cypriniformes, Cyprinidae. Gene Ontology annotation, biological process: behavior; chemical synaptic transmission. The record is from RefSeq and is a predicted model, not a curated record.